Coturnix japonica (Japanese quail) is the source of this 4483-nucleotide messenger RNA. The record is from RefSeq and is a predicted model, not a curated record. Lineage: Eukaryota; Metazoa; Chordata; Aves; Galliformes; Phasianidae.
CACCUGCCGGCACCUGAGGGGAGCGGAGCCAUCCGCCGCAGGUGAGCGGGUUGGCUCUGUCAGAGCUGCUCUUCCCGCUGUGCGGUUAACGCUGUUUGUAAAGGGUGGGUAUGAGGACUCGAUCUUUUUCUCAGAAAUGGGGUUUUAAGGACAUGCCGUUCGUCAUAAACGGGAAAAAUAACCUCUUGGCCGGCACACGGCUCAUGUGAUGGUGUUGAAAUAAUGACAGAGUUGGAGAAGCAGUUCGUGCUGUAGUAACUGACCUGAGAGCUCAAGCUGAGAUAUGCUCUGAUUCCUGCUGAGAAAACAGGUAGGACGUUGUUAGUGACGUGGUUUUUCAGCGUACCUGGGUUGUACAGAAAGACUUAAAGCUUUAUUGAAGCACCCAAGCUUUAGUAUGGAACUGUGAGUACUGUUAGCCUGACGCUGUGCUUUGGGAACAUGUUGAGGCACAGAGCUUAUGGAGAGCUGUGUUUGCUCUCAGCUGCACUGUGGUCUGUUGAAUGAAAGUAUUAUCAAGGAGUGAACUGGUUUAAUUGUGGUGCUCGGUUGUCUCUGCCCACAAGGGAUGGGGCCUCUGGAGGUUCGUGUUUUUCUAUAGAAAGUCCCCCUGGGGUUGGUGUGUAACCCAGCCUUGCCCUUCAGAAGCAGCCUCACAGUUCCUCUUAGCAAACUGGCUGAUGCUUUUCUCUUUACUCCCGGUAAUUCGGCAUCAUAAAAGUCCAGCUGUGGGGCAAAGGCUAGAAAUCUCCUCUAUAAUUGGGAGUAACCACUUUCAGGCUUUUAGGGCAGUAGCGUGGUAGGGUGAGAUGCUAGGGGUUACAGCUUGGGCUUCUGCUAUGUCUUGUAUAGGUGUAGGCUGACAAACCCCUGCCCUCUCUCAGCACCCUGCUAGAUAAGUGCUUGGGGGUUCCCCCUCCAUGCCCUGAUGCUGAGUGCCAGCAUGUGGACUGAAGGCUGCUGAGCCCAUCACAGGGUUUUGGAAAGGGGGAUGCAGUAUCGUCUACUCUCUCCAUGUCAUUUUCUGUUCCACCCAUGCUGCGUUUUCCUGUCCUGCCUAUUGAGCUUACGGCACAUGGUCUGAAUUUCUCUGCCAGCUGCAUCAUUUUACUCAUUUUUUUUUGAUGUUAGAGCUGACGUCAGCGCUCUCCAGCCCAUGAGAAAUACGUGCCGCAAAGCUUCCACGUUCUUGCGGGGACGUUAAGAUAGAGAUCAUAACCAGAAACUGUAUCUGGGCAAGCUGCAUUGCUUCAUGACCUCGGGGGACUGAGUCUGCUGGUGGUGCUUGAGAUAAAUAGGUUAUGCUUAUUUCUUUUAUAAGUAUUUUUUUGUUUGCUUGUCAUCUUUUACUGAGAAUAGGUGGCUUAUGAAAAAGGGAAAUGAGAGCUCUCUGAAUGGGGUAUGUGCUGCUGGAGGAAAAGAAGAUUCGUCUCUUCUUCGUUAUCUGCAAGCAUGAGACAGAGAGAAUAAAACUCCAGACCUAACCAUGGAAAAGUUACUUUGCAGUAGUACCUGGAAAUCUGGGUGAUCAUACAGCAGCUUGACUCUUUUUAGCUGUCAUCUUUUUCUGCAGAAAAUCCCCUGUUAUCUCACUCAGCCUUGUGAUUACUACUUUUACUUUCCAUGAAGCCCGUGAAACAAAUGAUCAUAUGAGCAUAAACCAGUCCUUCUGCUUGAGCUGGCGCGCCAUGGCUUUAUUUGUUUUGCUUUUUUUUAAUAGACUGCGAAGGAUCACUGUGAAUCUAUCAUCAGUGUAAAUACGGGUUCGAGAAACAUGACGUCUUUACCCAUUAUACUGAGACCUUUUUGAUGAUUUUGAGUGAUGCAACCAGGAUAAAUAUAAGGAGUGGUUUUGCAAAGUGGACAGUAAUGGAGUAUAUGAGCACGGGUAGUGAUAGCAAAGAGGAAAUUGACUUGUUGCUAACUAAUUUAAAUAUGUCUGAAGUGAUAGACAUCAUGGAAAACCUUUAUCCAGGUGGAGACCUUGCCGUCUAUGAGGACAGCUUAAUUACGAUGUGUGAAGAAGCAAAUCAAAAUGAAGAACGUGCGGAUUCUUUACUGUUUUGUGAGAGGGAGGUUUCUUUGAUGUCCUCCGUCAAAUACGGGACUGUGGAAGACCUGCUUGCUUUUGCAAAUCAGGUGUCUAACACUGCAAAACAAUUUAAAGGAUGCAGACAGCAAGAAUCUGGAAUCCUUUUGAAUAUGAUCACUCCCAAGAAUGGCCGCUAUCAGAUUGACUCGGAUGUGCUCCUGUUUCCAUGGAAGCUGACUUACAGGAAUAUUGGCUCUGACUUUAUUCCACGAGGAGCUUUUGGGAAGGUGUACUUGGCCCAAGAUAGAGAAACCAAGAAACGAAUGGCAUGCAAACUGGUGCCGGUGGAACAGUUCAAACCAUCAGAUGUAGAAAUACAGGCAUGUUUCCGUCAUGAAAACAUUGCUGAAUUAUACGGAGCUAUUCUGUGGGAUGAGACCAUCCAUCUCUUCAUGGAAGCUGGGGAGGGAGGAUCAGUCAUGGAGAAGCUGGAGAGCUGUGGGCCUAUGCGGGAAUUUGAAAUAAUUUGGGUGACAAAGCACAUCCUGAAAGGGCUCGACUUUCUCCACUCCAAAAGGAUUAUCCAUCAUGAUAUCAAACCAAGCAACAUUGUGUUUAUGUCAACUAAGGCCGUGUUGGUGGAUUUUGGGCUAAGUGUUCAAAUGACUGAGGACAUUUACUACCCCAAAGACCUUAGAGGAACAGAGAUUUACAUGAGUCCCGAGGUCAUCCUGUGCCGAGGCCACACAACCAAAGCAGACAUCUACAGCAUGGGAGCUACUAUUAUUCACAUGCAAACUGGCAUUCCACCCUGGGUGAACAGAUACCCUCGUUCUGCAUAUCCAUCCUACCUCUAUAUUAUACACAAACAAGCUCCCCCUUUAGAGGACAUUGCCGAAGACUGUAGCACUUCCAUGAGGGAGUUGUUAGAAGCAGCUCUAGAAAGGAAUCCUAAUCACAGACUGUCUGCAGCAGAGUUAUUGAAACAUGAAGCCUUACACCCACCCCCAGAAGACCAGCCACGCUGCCAGAGUUUGGACUCAGCGUUGUUUGAAAGGAAAAGACUACUUGCAAGGAAGGAGCUGCAGUUGCCAGAAAACAUUACAGAUUCCUCUUUGUGCACUGGGAGCAUGGAGGAGUCGGACCUGGUAAAGAGGCAAAGGUCACUUUACAUAGACCUUGGAGCUCUUGCUGGUUACUUCAAUAUUGUUAGGGCACCGCCAGCAUUAGAAUACGACUGACCCAGUAACGUUCUCUAUCAGCAGGUCAGAAAUGGACCUCUACCUCUUCAAACUUGAUGUUGAGACUUGAUUUUCAAAUUUGUACAUAAAAAAUAUUGCCAUUGUAGGCUGUAAAAUGUGAAUAGUUUAUGAUUGCACAGAUGAUUAAGCUAAACCCCUAGGGGCUCUGAUAAGCUGAUCUGAAGCAAUGGUAUCAGUGCAUCUACUGGCUGACCAACAAGAAGACAACAGAAAGAACACUGCAGGGAAUGUCUUAUCCUGGGGGACCUCCCUGUGCUGGACCUUAGACUUUAGUAAAGCUUAUAUGAUAUGCUUGCAAGUAUUGCCAUUAAAAAGAAAAAAAAAAAAAAUGAAAAAAAAUGAAAAAAAAAAAGAAAAGCAUGUGGGCCAUAAGAUCUGGUCUAUCUGAGCUGUCCUUAGUGAAAACCUUCCCCCAAUAAGUCUUUGUUGAGUCUUUGAAACCUGGCCAGUCUCUGGUCGUUCUCAAUGUAAAUCAGGAGCUUCCUCAAGCUGAGCUAGUUUCUGUCAGGUGUCUCUGGAGUCAAAGCAUCACUUGGUUACAGAUAUGUUUUAGCUUUGUAUCUUCCCUGUCCCGCUGCUCCUUGGGCGGAGGGAGAAUCUGGCUGUAUCUGUUAGCUCUGGGAGUGGCACAGCAAGUUGGCCCUGGCUCCACCUGCUUUCGUUGUUGCAGCUACUGCAAGGAUAUCUCGGCUAGUUUUCAAGGGUAGGGCAAGUGUUAGUUCAUAUUGGUAACAGUGGGCGAUCUCCAGGCUUUUGCUUUUUAAUGCUAUAAACUUGUGUAUGAUUGGCGUGAGCGCUACGGUUUGGAAAGCGUGUCAUUAGUGACAAGCUGUGUUUAUGUUCCUAUGGAAAUGGAAUUAUAUUGUUCUUGCUGUGCCUCAUACAUUUGAAACACGAUGUUUUGGAUGCUAGUAAAACUAUGCAAACUGCAUAGUUCUGUACAUCCCAUGGGAUGAGAACGUAAACUUUUAUAAAACUCUCUUUGAUGCUUAGGAUGACUCUUUUUAAGCAUUUUUGUUACAAUGGCAUACUAUGUAUGUUGUACACUGAAUCUUUUCUGAAGCACGGUCUCUUUUUCAUACAUCCAUUAUUUAAUGCUGCUCCUUUCUAACAUGUGAUCUUGAACAGAUUAUUUCCAGUUUGAUACUGAUACGGUCAAAUGAAUAAAUCCAGCUCAGUGCCUUGAGAA